AGUCUCUAGUAGUUUUCCAGCUUGCAAUUCGCAGAGCACUACACAUUUUCAUACUACACUGACUGACAUAUCUUUUGACAAUAUCAUCAAAAAAUUAAACACUCUAUCUCUCUCUCUCCAUGAUAAAUACAGUAAUGUUCUUACAUUAUACUCUAGCUACCUACAGUAUAUAGGUUACACUUCUUUGUCUCAGUUUUACAAAAGCCAAAAAACUUUACAAAUCAAAAAAAGAGAGAGACAGAGAUCCAAUGGUGAGAGCCCCAUGUUGUGAGAAAAAAGGUUUGAAAAAAGGACCAUGGACUCCAGAAGAAGAUGCUCUUUUGAUUGAUAAUAUCAACAAAAAUGGGUCUGGAGGUUGGAGAUCUGUUCCUCAACUUGCUGGCCUUAAGCGCUGUGGGAAGAGCUGUCGUCUGCGCUGGGUAAACUACCUCCGGCCCAACAUCAAGCGUGGUCCCUUUACCCCUGAAGAAGAAAAGCUAGUUAUCCAGUUACAUGCCAUUCUUGGCAACAGGUGGGCUGCAAUUGCUGCUCAACUAGGAAGAACAGAUAACGAGAUCAAGAACUUAUGGAACACUAAUUUGAAAAAACGCCUUUUGUCCAUGGGAAUUAAUCCACAGACCCACGAGCCAAAUAGCUUGGAUGGUUCAACUAAACGACUCCCCAGGUCUCCAUCCACUCGACACAUGGCACAAUGGGAAAAUGCCAGGCUGGAAGCCGAGGCCCGACACUCGACAGAAUCUUCAGCUUCAUUACAAGUCAAACCACAUGAACAGAUAAACACAACCGACUAUUUCCUACGUCUUUGGCACUCAGAAGUUGGCGAAUCUUUCAGAACUGGGAAGCCGGCCUGCUUUAGUCCAGUUUCCCAGGCCUCAGUCUCUGGAACAACCAACGAAAUCAGGGUUAAACUAGAGCAUGAAGCAGACACAGAUUUCUCGUGUGCAACAAGGAGUGAUGAUGGGGAAGGCGUAACCUUCUACAAUGGGGUUACGAAGCAGUCAAGCCCAAGUGAAAUGGAGGAUUCAUCCGAUACUGUGCUACAUUUGUUCUUUGAUUUCCGCGGGUACAAUGAUAUGAGCUUCUUAGAAGAUCAGAUCGAUUAGAAGUCAUGGAUUCUAUUUUGGUAGGCGUGCUUGACCGGUAUAUAUAUGAAGACUUAAGUUUCUUUUUCCCAAGUCUUCAGUGUAAUUUGAUUAGUAGUAACCAACAUGUUGCAGAAACUUUCAUAUAUAAUAUGAUUAUAAUAUUCUUAAUGAAAA
Molecule: messenger RNA, 1259 nt
Organism: Erigeron canadensis
Lineage: Eukaryota; Viridiplantae; Streptophyta; Magnoliopsida; Asterales; Asteraceae
Product: transcription factor MYB17-like
Exons: 3
Coding region: 249-1103 (284 amino acids)
Source: RefSeq, a predicted model, not a curated record